Molecule: messenger RNA, 1119 nt
Organism: Caenorhabditis auriculariae
Lineage: Eukaryota; Metazoa; Nematoda; Chromadorea; Rhabditida; Rhabditidae
Source: the annotation of a GenBank genome assembly
AUGGCUCAGUCGGCAGGGGUCUGGGCUUCUGCUGGUUGGGUCACAAGUUCGACUCCUACUGGAUAAUUUUUUUUUUUCAUUUUUUUUUUUGUUUUGCCAAAUUUUGAUCUUUUUCCGAAUCGAAUUUAUCAUUUUUUUCCGGGGUUCAGGUCGCCCGAACAUAAUUAGCAACUGGCCGUUGGAAGUCAUGUCUGCGGCAUGGCUCAGUCGGCAGGGGUCUGGGCUUUUGCUGGUUGGGUCACAAGUUCGGCUCCUCUUAAAUGAUUUUCUCAUGAUUUUUUUCUGCCGAACCGAAUACAUCUUUCUCUCCAGAUCUCAGGCCGUCAAAAGCCAUGUCGGCGGUAUGGCUCAGUCGGUAGAGGUCUUGGUUCCCGCUGGUUGGGUUGCAAGUUUGACUCCUCUUAGUUGAAUAUGCCACUUUAUUUGGUUCAUCCUAACCUUUUAUCCGAAAAUUCACCCAUUUAAUCUUAUUGAAAGCUUCAUCGUGUAUUUAAUCAUUUUCCACUCCAUUUUCAAGUUUCUCAUGCUUUCGAGAGUCGUUUCGGCGGCAUGGCUCAGUCGGCAGAGGUCUGGGUUUUUGCUGGGUGGGUCACAAGUUCGACUCCUCUCCAGUGCUUUUCCCUCGAUUUUUUGUUUGCCGAAUUUUUCGCGGAUUUUCUUUCUUCAUUUAAGUUUCUUUGUUUCCUUUACUAUUUUUUUUUUUGAGGUUAGAAAAAAAUUGGUUUUCUGUUACCAGAGGGACAAGAUCUAUAUACCCUUCAAAAAAAAAGGUCAAUCGUAGAUAGCAUGCUUUUCGACUUUUGAGGGUCCAUAACUUUGUUCACAGAUGUCCUAGGCAGUUUUUAAGACCAGAUUUGGAAACAGCGUGAAAAACUACGUCUAGUAGAUUGGGUCUCAUUUCGGAGUCCCACUGGAGUCCGUUCCCUGGUCCGUUCAGGUCAAUCUGAGUUCUGUAGAUGCUCACCUAACAUCUGAAAGAUCUCCAGACCCGACUUUUGCCGCUCUUUCCUUCCAACCAAACAACUUGCCAAGUUCAAUCUGCCCCUCGUCAUUCCUCAUCCCAUCUCCUUCAAACAGUCACAACAAGUCGACGCCGUCGCAAACAAUGACAACUUGUAG